Cercopithifilaria johnstoni is the source of this 411-nucleotide messenger RNA. The record is from the annotation of a GenBank genome assembly. NCBI's taxonomy places the organism in Eukaryota, Metazoa, Nematoda, Chromadorea, Rhabditida, Onchocercidae.
AUGGAAGUCGGUAGUAUUUCAUUGGAAUGUGGUGCGGUACCACCUUUUCCUGUAAGUGGUAUUAAUUACUUGCCGAUUCCAUCAUGUCAACAGUCUUCGUCAUCUUCAGCGCACGGUUCAGCCUUUUCAUCACCAACUUUCUCCUCUCUUGCACCGUUGCUGACCAAUUAUGAGCAUUCAAACGGUAUGAAAUCCGUCAACGGUGUUGAUGUAGCAGCGGCAGCGACAGCAACCACCCAUAAUCCGCUGUCAUCAAUGGCUGUUCAGUGUUUCAGCAACGAUUCCACAAUAGCGUUUGGAAGCCCUGCGACAGCAGCGGCAGCAGCAGCGGCAGCGGCAUCACAGCCAAAUCCAUUCUUUUAUGGCCCAAAUCAUUUUGGCUUGUCACAGUUAGUUGGCUUCAUUUUUUAA